AUGGAAGGAGUGAGAAAGGUCGGUGUUGAAUUUUUGGGAUUAGAAGAUCAAACCUCAUUCAGAACCAGAUCACCACCCCUGAUAUUAUUCCCAAAAUUGAAACAACUCGGCUUUCACCUCAUGCCGAAUUGGGAAGAGUGGGAAGGCGUGGAAGAGUGGACGAAAGAGGAUUCUGAAAUUACAAUCAUGCCAUUCCUUUUUGAGUUAAGAAUUGAAUUGUGCAAAUCGCUAAAAGCACUGCCAGACUUCCUCUUCAAAACACCACUGCAUACUCUUCUCAUCACUGCAUCUCAGAGACUUUCAGAGCGUUACCAACAAGGCAAUGCAGAGUGGGCCAAGAUUUCUGCUACGAACCCAGACAUCCGCAUUAUCAGGGCAUGGGUGAUUGCUUGGCACAUUGAUGAAAACAUCUGUCUCCGUAGCAUAUAUAAUCUUUGUUACCCUAAGAGGCUAAAUGCCAAUUGA
Prunus armeniaca (apricot) is the source of this 465-nucleotide messenger RNA. NCBI's taxonomy places the organism in Eukaryota, Viridiplantae, Streptophyta, Magnoliopsida, Rosales, Rosaceae. The record is from the annotation of a GenBank genome assembly.